AUGUUUUCUACUCUUAAAUAUUUUUCGAUACUACCGAUAACGUUUUUUAUUUUUUACUUAUAUUGUCGCUAUAGAAUAAACUAUUGGAAACGACGCGGUGUAGAACAAUUGCCGAAUACGGAUAUAAUAUUUGGUAAUUUCAAAAACGGUAUUUUGUUUCGUACUGCACCGGGAUGGCAUUUAGGAGAAAUUUAUCGCAAUGCCCCUCAAGAUGCUCCAUAUGUUGGAUUUUAUAUAUUUCAUAAGCCGUGUUUUUUGUUAAGAGAUCCAGAAAUUAUAAAGCAAAUAUUGAUACGUGAUUUUGAUAAUUUUUGCGAUAGACAUUUUGCCGGGCCACAGCAAAAAGACAGCAUUGGAAUGAAAAAUUUGUUUGGAUUAAAAAAUCCCGCGUGGAAAUAUUUAAGGAGUAAAAUAACUCCGACAUUGACUCGAGGUAAAUUAAAGCUAAUGUUUCCAUUGAUGAUGGAAACUGGUCAACCUAUGAUCGAUUAUGUUAAAGAACAAACUUUUAAUGAUAACGGAGUUAAAGUUAUUGAUGCUCAGGAUAUAAAUUAUAAAUAUACUGCUGAUCUUAUUGCUAAUGUUGCUCUUGGUACUAAAACGGAUUCUUUUAAAUAUCCCGAUUCUGAUUUCAGUAAAUCUUUGAUGGAAUUUUUCCAUGGAUUUAAACGUAUGGUAGCAUUGGUUACGGUAUUUUUUAUGCCAGAACUUGUAGAGUUGAUUGGUUCACCAAUAUUAUUUGACUCAACAUUUGUACGCAAAGUAUUUUGGAGUGCAGUAGAGUCACGUGAAAGAAGCGGUAAUAAGAGAGGAGACUAUAUUGAUUCACUUAUACAAUUGAAAAAUGGAGAACAAAAUAAUAUUUACAAAUUUGACGGAGAAAAUCUUCUGUUUCAAUCAGGAACAUUUUUUUCUGGAUUCGAAUCGAGCUCUACUACGUCAGCUUUUACUCUUAUGGAGUUGGCUAAGAAUAAAGAUUAUCAAGACCGUGCACGAGAAGAUAUAAAACGUGCUAUUGAUAAACAUGGAUGGACAUUUGAGGCUUUUAAUGAAAUGAAAUACCUGGAUCAGUGUAUUGCUGAGGGCGUCAGAUUACAUCCGUCUGUUUCUACUAUUGAUCGAUAUACUCGUGAAGAUUACAAAAUUCCUGAGACAAAUAUUAUUAUUGAAAAAGGUACUCCUAUUUAUAUUUCGUUGUAUGGACUACAUGGUGAUGAAAAAUUUUUCGAUGAACCUGACGUAUUCAAUCCCGAAAGAUUCAAUGAUGAUAAAAAAAUAUCUGACGCUUAUAUUCCAUUUGGUGCCGGACCUAGGAUGUGUGUUGGUAUGAGAGUUGGACAAUUGCAUGUAAAAGUUGUACUUUCAAUGAUUUUAUCUGAGUAUGAAGUCUAUCAGAAACCGGAAGAAACAAAUAAAUUGGAUUCACGGUCGACGUUCACUGCUGCUGCUGAUGGAAUAAAUAUUGAAUUUAGAAAAUUAGUUCAAUAAUUAUUGUCCUCAUAGUUAUAAGUUAUUUUGAUAAUGGUCCUUGCCUUGACUAUACCUUUUACUUGGUACAAACCAAGCUAAAACUUUUACUUGCUGAAGUAUGUUAAUUUUCGAGUACUGCCCCAUAUAACUAUCUUUUUCAAUUCAUGAGCAAGUCUGCUCGCAAGAUCGAUAGGUGCUAGUGUCUUUUUCUAUGUAUGUAUCUUGCUACAGAUACAUUUCUAUUUUUUUCAUGACGGAAAAGUAAAAAAAAAAAAGAAAUGAAAUUUAAAACUGUUUUUUUCAGAAGUCUGCCAAAAAUCUAAUUUUUAAUAUUUGCAAAUGAUUCGAGCUCAUUCGGUGCAUUUAAGCUUACAGAUUAAAACACUUUUUUUUUUUUUUUUUUUAGAUAAGCCGAUGAGCCGGAAUCCUUUUUCCGAGGCAGGUGUCUUCAGAGCGGUACAACUUACGUUGUAAUGAAGAUUUUUAUUUGAAAUUUAUUUUACAUGCUCUUGAAAUAUUAAUAGAUAAAUGAUUAAAAAAACUCCAAGUUUUAUCUUUUCACUGGUCGUCAAAAAAAAAUUCCCAAAAAACGCUUAAAAAGCAAACGGUCACACCGGAGAAUCCCCUUAAAUGAAUUAGUUUGUAAAAAUGUCUCAUAUCUGGCUAAUAUUUAUAGUUUUUCAAGAAAGCCAAGAAGAAGUUAUAAGUAAAAGACAAAAAGUUGCAAAGUAAAAGAUUCAAAAUUUUCUAAUACAUUUAAGAGUAAAUUCAAUUUAAAAUAAAAAAAUGCUUAUUUUAUAUUUGUUUUAUUGAAUAAAUUUAAAUUAACAUAUUAAUUUGCUUAUAUUUUUCGUAGUAAUCAAAUUCUUGACAAACAGCAAUAUCCACUGAUCGUAUGUGAGUUCCUCAAUAUGUGUUCUGAAUCACAUCAGAAAUUAUUAUCAACCAUCUAGACGAAAAAAAAUAAACUUGUAAUUAGCGUUGAUAAUUAUAGUAUUAUAUAAUAAUUAAUGAAUUUUAAUACUUGAAUUCUAUUUUUUUUAAAACAAAUAAAUUUAAAUUCAAAUUUCGAUUAAUUAAUUUAUCAUUUUAAUAAACUCGCAAUUAAUGAUUAUAAUUUAAAAUAAAUUAAAAAUAUACCUCAGCUACAUGUUGAAGAAUGUGUUGGCUCUAACUCAUCUCCAUGAUUUGUAGGUUUACCAAAGAUAACUCAUCGAACUGGAGUAUUUUUGUAGUUCACCACCUCACAAGUACGAUUUGUAAAGAAAUCUGUCAACAAUUAAAAAUAAUGAAUGUUUAAUAUCAUUGUCUAUAAAUG
Microplitis mediator is the source of this 2788-nucleotide messenger RNA. RefSeq names its product cytochrome P450 6k1-like. Gene Ontology annotation, molecular function: heme binding; monooxygenase activity; oxidoreductase activity, acting on paired donors, with incorporation or reduction of molecular oxygen. The transcript has 6 exons. The coding region runs from base 1 to 1488 and encodes 495 amino acids. The record is from RefSeq and is a predicted model, not a curated record. NCBI's taxonomy places the organism in Eukaryota, Metazoa, Arthropoda, Insecta, Hymenoptera, Braconidae.